Crotalus tigris (Tiger rattlesnake) is the source of this 4333-nucleotide messenger RNA. RefSeq lists its product as uncharacterized. The transcript has 12 exons. The coding region runs from base 22 to 1992 and encodes 656 amino acids. Gene Ontology annotation, biological process: visual perception. The record is from RefSeq and is a predicted model, not a curated record. NCBI's taxonomy places the organism in Eukaryota, Metazoa, Chordata, Lepidosauria, Squamata, Viperidae.
CUGGCUAGAAAAGGGCAGGCGAUGGCUAGCAGUAUAAUGUCAUUCAGUGCCACACCACUUUCUCUAGAGUCAAGGAAUACAGUGGGUGGAAUCACACUGUCCUCACCUACAAAAGUUCCUAGAGUUGGCGUAGGUAGCUCUUCUAUGGUGGUCACCUUGAAGAACGCAUUGGGACACCAGGUCACAGGUACCUCCACUGCAAAUGACAUACAAACGAUUGGCAGAACAGCUUUGCCCAUUCAUAGCUCAAGAUUCACCACGUCCAGUAAUUCUGAUGUUCCUGCAUAUCCGUCAUCUGUCCUGGAGACCAAAUCCAAUCAGGCACCUCCAAUAUUUUCUGCUACAACUACGCUGUGGACCCUUCAAAGAACUCUUCCAGUUGAGUCAAAAACUACUUGUAGGAACUUCUCUUGCUCAGCAAGUACCUUCAUACCACCUCAGAAUAUAUCAGCUCAAAGUAUGACUUCCCAACCGUUCUUCACUCAAAAGUUUUUGAUUAGUAUCUUGGGGACAAUGGAGCCCAAGAAGAAGGGGACCCUUGCUGAUGCCCAGGUGUCCAGAUCAGAAGAGAGAUAUACAACCACAUUACCCAGAACAGAAAUUGUGACUGGAGCCCAAAACGAUGACACUUCCCAGCAGCCCAGAUCCAAAUUCACGAACUCCUUGUUGGACCAGUCAGUGAAAGAGAAUUUGACCCUUGGCAAAUCAGCUUCAACUGUUCCAUCAGUGCGCAUUCUGUCUUUGUGGUUUCGUCUCAUCAAAAUAAAAUACACAGACUUACUGAUGAACAAGUCUUCUGAAAGUUACAAGAAACUGGAAAGAGAAAUUAAGUUAACGUUAAAGAAGAUGUUGUCUACCUAUGAGAACUUUCUGCAAGCAAGGGUUCUUCGUUUCGUGAAUGGAUCUGUCAUCGUGGAGAGCCAGGUGGUCUUCCAUGCAACAGGCCUUCUUCCCACCCCGUCUGACAUCAUACGGACAAUUGUGACACAAGUUGAGAGCUGGAGAAUAGAUGCCUUUUUUGAUUGGAGGAUAGAUGUGAGAUCUUUGCACUCAAAUGGUUUCAGCCUGAAAAAUCUAGAACCUGAGAACUUGGCUGUAUCUUUCACUCUCCUGGAACUGGGGUCCGUAUCAGCCUUUGAUGACAAGAAAGACCUUGUCCAAGAACACUUGGCUAGACUGAAAAGCCAGAUAAAACUACUGCUUGGAACCCGAUAUGCAGUUCAUUUGAUCUCCCUUGUUGAUCAUAGAAAUAUCCAAGGGGAUGUUGAUAUAAAUGGAAAUAUCUUCAUCAAGAGCGAUACUCAUGUGGAUGUUGGCUGGAUGCUCAAAGCACUGAUUGGCCUUUCAAACAUCUCCGUGGACCUCAUUUCACUCUCCAUCAAUGGUUCAAAGCUCAGUCUUCAGGUCUUUCCAGUUUCCUUCUUGAUAACCAACAGAGUGUUCAACAAGAAGAUGUUGGACCGUUCUUCUGUAGAGCAUCAGAACCUUGCAAAGGAUCUCUCUGAUACGCUGGCACGUAUACUUGGCAAAUAUGAAAAUCUCCUUCAAGUGGCAAUCCGUAACAUCACAGGGGGUUCUCUCGUUUGUUACGGAGAUGUGAUAUUCCAGCAACCAGCGCCAAGCAACAAGGAUGUCCUCCAGACUCUGACGUUUUCAGUUGACCCAAAGGAUUACCUAGAUUCCUCUAGUUUUCAAGUGGAUCGGUUUUCCUUUACUGUGGCAGGUGUUGGGCUGGAGCCUUCUUUGAAAAAACCAGGUGUCCCUGUGUAUGCUGUGAUCCUCAUCAUUGUGUGUCUCCUUGCUGUAAUAAUUGUCCCUACCUUCUUUUGGCUGCCCAAGAGACUUGCCCGUCAUGGCAAGAUUACAAUUAACAAAGUGCCUGAUGCUGGAGUGGAUGUCGAAGCAUUUGAGCUGGAUAACCCAGGAUAUCAAGCAAUUAUUGAAGAGGGAGAGACCAAGAACUCCUGCAUUGUCAUGGAAACCUUUGACUAAAGAGAUGAUGGUUUAGCCCACCAAGAGAAGCCAUUUUAAUCCAUCCUGAUUUCAGGAUCUUUUCUACAGUGGUGACUCUUGAAGGGCACAAACCAAUGAAUUGCCAACAUUGUUGAAAGAAAGUUACUGGUGAUUCCCAAAUAAGAGUUACUCCUACUGAUCUAAGGUGAAUCUUCCUGUAUCUGUAUUUCCUGUAUCUUCCUGUAUCUUCAGCAAAAUUGAAAGGGUAUUGGAAUAUCAGAACUGGAACAAAAAUGCCACCGUUUCUCUUUGUCAAUGCCCCAAUUCCUCACUGGACAAUUUCUUAGAUUGAAAUCCAAGUUUUAUUCCAUGGAAAAUUCUCUUAAAACCAGACAUGUCAGAGGCAACUGGUUUUUGUUUUGUUUUGUUAGGAGCUUUUAAGGAAAGGCAGCUGGGAUGCAAAGUUCCACUUUCCUGUUGCAUCUGUGGGUGGAUGUCCACACUCGGAUGUUUUCUCCCAAACUAGCAUCCCAGCGUCUUUUAUUAUAAUAAGUUGGAUCUUUUAAACUAUGUCUUUAACGUAUUUGUUGCUAUCUUUGUGUGAAAGAGAAGGAAAUGAUUCUGUUUUCCCUAUUUUUUUUUUCAGAUAUAAAAGUUUAACGUUGGGGGGGGGAGGAGGGGAAUUGUGUUUAGUUAGAUUUUGAAUUUUGGGGAAGUAGAAAAAAUAAUCGCCUUUGGUUUAAGUGCCCGAUGGUUGAAUUUCAACAUGUACAAAACUGGAAGCUGUGAAAACGUGAAUCUUUCAGGAAACUGAAGGAAGGUGACACCAUAGUUUUUUUAUGUUUCUCUUUUUUUAAAAAAUGUGGUAGGCUGUGCAGACCAUGAAAAAAAGAAUCUGAAUGGCUGGUUGGAUUUGAAAAAUUGAUGGGAGGAUUCCAAUCAGUUCAGGACAGUUGACCCCCUUUGUGUCUAGGACCUUUUCUGUACUCGCACCGAAGUAGCCUGGCAGAUUUGGAGACAUCCCAUUUAAUUCUCCAAAGGGAUGAGUCGAUGCACAGAUUGGAUGGCAUGGACUCCAAAUUCAAUCUUUGCAGAAUUGGAACAAGGCACGUGCCAGGUUCCUCACUGCCAGUCUGAGCUGCAUUUCCGUCUUCCUCUUUUUGACCUCCUAAAAUAACCUCCCAACUGAAACCUGAGUCUCCAAAGUUGCUUUUUUAGCACCCAUUGAACCUUUAGAAAUCUUUUAUGUCCAGUGUACUCUUUAGAAGCCAGCAGACCCAAAUGGCAGAGGAACCAACAAAGGCAGAGUGGAGGUUUUCGUUUUAUAAUUGCAGUAUUGUGAUGAUGUGGAUAAUUGGUAGCUGAUGUUUUAAACUUCAUUUUAUCCCUGGCUUGACAAUUUUCCUAGCUCAGUUGCCUUACUGUAUUCUGCUGCUCGCAAUGUGUAGCUCUCUAGGGACGGUCCAACUACGGCUCCCAUCAGGCCAGGAAGGAUGGGAGUUGCAGUCUAAGCAAUCCCUGAAGUGUCACCGUUGCUGCGUCCAUUCUGCAUUUUUGGGAAAAGUGAAAUAGCCACUUUGCUGAGUUGCAGUUCAAGACAGAGGCCAACGCUUUUUAACCGCUGGGGUUUUUCAUUUAUUUUCCCUGGUGUUUCACUGCCCCCCCUCCAAGUUCCUUAGUUUCACCAUCUGGUGGGCUUUUGUGGUUUUAAUAGCAAGCAAGUCAAACCUGCCUGCUGAAGUUGACUCAGUGUACUUCCUCCAGGCUUCUAGUCACCGAAAGAUUUCGUUGUAUUAAAAUUUAAUUCUGAAUAAAUUGUAAGAAAUGACCUUCGCCUUGCACUGUGCUUUGAGUAUCUGGAGCGGGUAGCCCUAGAUUUUGGGACUAGGCGGGAUGUGGCUACAGAUGGCUAAGAAAGAUUUUUCUCUGAAAUCCUAGGAAAUUAACAGAAUAACACAGUUGGAAGAGACUUUAGAGAUCUUCUAGUCCAACCUCCUGUUCAAGCUUGAGAGCUUAUACCAUUCUGGGCAAAGGGCUGUCUGAUCUCUUCUGGGGAAUUCUGGGAAUUGAAGUCCACAAAUCUUAGAAGAUGCAAAGUUUGGAGAUCCCUGGUCUAGUGGUUAAAGAACCAGAUUGGAGAGAUUUUUAAAGGGUGACUGCAGGAUAUGGUUAAAAAAAAAUAGAAGAAGAUGGAACAAAUAGAAAAUUGAUGGAGCUUUGAUUACCACUGCCAUUUUGACUUAUUUCACCAUAUCCUUGGUUGGUUAAAGAGAAGUAACCAGCCUGAGCAGAAAAGAUAGUAAUUCUCAUCAAUUUCUCCCUAAACAGAAUAACAGAGUUGGAAGGGACCUUGGAGGUCUUCUAGUCCAGCCCCCUGCUC